AUGCGCGCUUCCAAGGCUGCCAAAAGAUCUCGUUCCACAUCCAACCGAGCUUCAACAAGUGCGCAGACACCGGUUGUCACGGAAAAGCAGGAAUCGCAACCAGAUAACAAUACCAGCGAACCAGUAAAUACAAUUGAACCGAUCAAAGAAAUUGAAGCAGUUGAAGAGGCGAAAGAGACAUUGCCGUCUCCGAAACCGAUCACGCCGGACGUUGUUGAAGAGGCUAAAGAGACAUUGCCGUCUCCGAAACCCAUCACGCCGGACAACGUUGAACAAACAGUUGAAGAGGAAAACACAGGCAUGCCACCUGAUUUCCCUCAACCUCUCGAAAAGUCAAAAAGUGUCGUAAGUUCGAGCCAACUUUCAAUACACAGUCAGUCAGGUGGAUAUAAAACAAUAAGGAAGAAUAUUGGAAGAAAUAAAGUUGCAAUUGUUGAAUUUGAAGUAGAGGACUGGUCGCAUGUUGAAACGAAGUUAGACACUUUGAAUACACAAUACAAGAAGAAAAAAUCAACAAAGAAAAUAAAGAGCUAUCCCAUACCAAAGUACAAUGUUCCCAGUAAACUUGGUUUAAGUUUACUUCCAAAAGCGAAACCAAAAGUUGAAACCGCCCCUCAGGACACUCCAUAUUUACCCAAAAUAAAGCAAAAGAAAAGGACUCGUGUCUCAAAAGACCAAACUACUACCACCACCACCACCAAACCAUCUCGAAAAGAAAAUAGGCAGAGUGAUCCUGAACAGAGAGUUACUCCUGUACCUCCUCCACCCACUGGCAAACAUGCUGAAGCUAAUACUAAAGUUACAUCUCCAAUACACCCUAAUGCUUCAACCGAAGACACGCCAAGUUCUACAGGCUGUCAAGAAAAUAGCGGCCCAGCAGACUUGUCUAAUAACGUUGAGCAACAGGAUACAGGGAGUCACGAAAACUAUGUCGAAAUGGGAGAUGAUGGUGAAGAUAUUAAAAAAAGUAAAAGGGAAGAGGCUGGUUUAACGAAUGAUGUUAAUACGCCCAUUACCAUAGAUCGUGACACAGCAACAUUGGAUUCAAACAUAGAAGAACCCAAUGAAAUAAGUUGCGAAGAAACCAGCUGCUCAGAGAGUAAUAAUCUGGAUCGACAAGAAGAUUCAGAAACUGCAGAAAAUUCUUCCGGGGUGAAAUCCAAACAGAAAAAGUUUGUGUAUGUUCACCCGGCUGACUUGAAAGAAUCUGGAAACAUUUCUGUCACCAAUACGGAAGGCCAACAGGAAAAUGAAGAAAAAGAAGCCAGAACACAAAUUGAUGUGAACAUUUCAGAGUCCCAGAAAGAGAACGCUAUAUUGUCGACACCGCCUCUAGCACAUAAAGGUAACACGAGCAGCACGGAAAAUCAGGAACCUGAGGAACAAACAGACGAUAACACUGACACCAUAAAUAUCGCUGAAAACUUGGAUGAAUCAAGCCCAGCUGUGGCAGGUGAAAAUGGGGACAUUAGUAUAGAAAAUGAAACAAAUACCAGCCAUAAACUGGACAUAGAAAAUGUUGAAAAUGAAAACGUUAUUGAACAUGUACCCCGUGUGUCUAGACAGACAUCUUUUAUUGUUGACAACAGCCAGAACCAAGACUGCGGUCGAACUUCCAGUAGGGCGAAUAGUGAGUUGAGAAGCGGGAAAGUAAAUGGUUACGAUCUUCCACCCAUUAAUGCUCAAAACAAUACUACAGACGAUAAACACCGUAUGGUGGAAAAGAAAAAUUCUGUGAAGUUCCACAAGGAGAAAAAGAUGGCACAAAAGAAACACCGUACGAGUGAUCAAGACGUAAAAGCAGUGGAAACAACUUUUCCAAAGAUUGAAUUGCUGGACUCACCGUCUAAAAUCAUAACAUCAACAAGUGCAGACAGUAUGACAGGCAAUCUCUCUCUAUUAGAAGACAAGUACCAGCAGUUAUUCCUGAUCGGAAACCAAAAUACUCGGAACUUUCUUAAUCCAAGAAUUGCUCGUGCGUACAUGUUAAUAAAACAAACAAAACUGGCAUCCAGAAGCAUGCCAGAAAUCGGAGGGAAGGGAAUAGAGUCGGUCCAUGCCAGAGAACGACGUAGACGACUUUCAACACUUAUGUGCCUCCCUUCCAUAAAAAGCGUGAGUGUGGGCGAAGUGGGGUUUUAUUACCGCUCGGGACAAUCGGGAGCUUCUCACGCGUCCCCCAGGCGUUGAUUUGUGGUAUACAUACUAGCGAAAAGGACCAGAUACAGCCAAUCUUGACAUGCAGGAAAA
Lingula anatina is the source of this 2250-nucleotide messenger RNA. RefSeq lists its product as uncharacterized. The record is from RefSeq and is a predicted model, not a curated record. NCBI's taxonomy places the organism in Eukaryota, Metazoa, Brachiopoda, Lingulata, Lingulida, Lingulidae.